This is a messenger RNA of Fundulus heteroclitus (mummichog), 1595 nucleotides long. It is a transcript of the gene ssu72, whose product is annotated as SSU72 homolog, RNA polymerase II CTD phosphatase. Gene Ontology annotation, biological process: termination of RNA polymerase II transcription. Gene Ontology annotation, molecular function: RNA polymerase II CTD heptapeptide repeat phosphatase activity. The coding region runs from base 225 to 809 and encodes 194 amino acids. Gene Ontology annotation, cellular component: mRNA cleavage and polyadenylation specificity factor complex; nucleus. The transcript is spliced from 5 exons. The record is from RefSeq and is a predicted model, not a curated record. Lineage: Eukaryota; Metazoa; Chordata; Actinopteri; Cyprinodontiformes; Fundulidae.
CCAUUUUAACUUCCUGCUUCGAAAGAACAACAGCGAUAGACACGGUGUUCUUAGUCCAAAGAAAAAAAACAAAAAAAGAAAAGAAAAGAGAAAAACGCCGUACCAUUUAACUUACUAUAGGGGGUUAUCGGUGUGUUUUUUUUUCCUUCACAGGAACCAGAGCAACCACCACUUUUUAGGUUUCUGGCAGCUGGUGUUAGUUAGUCUCAGCCGGGAGAGUCGCAAUGCCGAGCCAGCCGCUGCGUGUAGCGGUUGUUUGCUCGAGCAACCAGAACCGCAGUAUGGAAGCGCACAAUAUCCUCAGCAAACGUGGAUUUGACGUGCGAUCAUUUGGGACCGGGUCUCAUGUGAAGCUACCUGGUCCAUCUCCGGAUAAACCUAAUGUGUAUGACUUCAAAACAACUUAUGAACAGAUGUACAACGACUUGGUCCGAAAGGACAAGGAGCUAUACACGCAGAACGGCAUCUUGCACAUGCUGGACCGCAACAAGCGCAUCAAAGCGAAGCCCGAGCGUUUUCAACUGUGCAAGGAUAAGUUUGACCUGGUCAUCACCUGCGAAGAGAGGGUCUAUGACCAAGUGCUGGAGGAUUUGAGCUCCAGAGAGCAGGAGACAUUGCAACCAGUGCAUGUAAUCAAUGUAGAUAUUCAGGAUAACCACGAGGAGGCCACGCUGGGGGCUUUCCUCAUCUGUGAGCUGUGUCAGUGUAUCCAGCACACGGACGACAUGGAGAACGAAAUCGACGAGCUCCUGCAAGAGUUUGAGGACAAGAGCAACCGGCCUUUUCUCCACACCGUCUGCUUCUACUGAUACAUGACACACGUUUGCAAUAAACACACGCCCAGGCCCACCCCCCCAGCAAUCAAAACAAUAGAACGCAGACAGGCAGGCUGUACGUCCCACAGACUCACAUGCAGAGUUUAUGCUCAGGAGCUCGUCGCUCUGGGUCAGGACCUAAAGACUGAGACCUGCUGGAAGCAAUGGUUUAGGAUGGACUCGCUGCUCUCAUUAUUAUGCCUUUAUUCCUCUAGAUCAGGGCUAGGCCGCAGUCCUCCCCUGACCCCAGUCCAAUGAAAUCACUCGACCACAUCUCCUCAGGGAGAGCCAUGCCACAACGCUCCCCUACAGCCCCCCUCUCUAGUGUUUUAAUUUUGAGUGCGGCACAUUUGUGCUCAGUUUAAUUUUUAAUUUCAUUUUUGCUUAAUGGUUGUUUUUUUUCCCUAUUUGGGUCGUUAUGAGACGCUGUACGUGUGUUUUACACGGAGGAGGAACCUUGAGUUGUGUGUAUGUAUAUAUAUUAUUUGUGCGGCCGUGUUUUGUAGAUACGUCUGAUUUAAGUUAAAGAGGGUGGGCUUAGUGAUGAACAACCAAACGAGAGACAUCUCAGAGGUGCUCCUCCUGUGUGUUUCAGAUAUAAUGUACUGAUUUAUAUUUAAACUCUGAAAUGCUGUCUUUCAGGGCAUAGUAUUUUUUCGUAAAUGUUUAAGAAUUGAAGCGUUGUAAUUAUUUUCAAACUGCAAGUUCAUCUCUUGAGUGCCUCGUUUUUUCUGUAUGUAUAUAUGAAUCUACUAAAGGAGACGGAUAUCUAAGACCUUU